AGAGCAGCGGAUUGACAGGUGGGCUCUGACUGUCAGGGUGACGCUUGUGGAGGGGUGGAGUAAAGCAGAGGCCGGAAAGGCAGCUGAAUGUGUCUGUCUAUCAGUGGGAGCUGUCUGAAUUGCACCGCGCAUCAUCCACCGAUGUGCGCACGUUUCCACUGCGGAGAAUUAAGCCGCUUGUUGUGGACGCUCGUUGCGCUUUCGUGAGAAUAAACAACAACAACACUGCACAAAGGCAACACAAGGAACACUAACAAGAAGAAGAAGAAGAAGAAGGAGAAGGAGAAAGAAGGAGAAGGAGAAGAAGAGGGCACGGUGUGCGGUUUCAGAGGGCGGGCCCGCUCUCUGUCUUCUCUCUGAUGACUUUCUGAAAAAUUUCGUCAACUGUCCAUAUUGACAAGGCGGAAGGCGCUUAUACUGCGUGUGUCUGCGUGUUGGACACCGGAGCGGACACCUUGUCGCACGCGAGCAGCGUGGACUCCUCUUCUCUUCUCCUCUCCUCUUCUCCUCUUCUCCUCCACCGCCGUCACGCGAGGAGCUGAGUUUUGUGGUGUGUUUUUUUUGUACCUCCACGUUUGCCGUGAACAGAGGUGUGAAAGAGUCCGGUGAGAGGUGACGCGAGCGCGGCGAGGACGAGGCACAGACAGAUGUCCGUGUAUCUUACACGUCCUCCACUCCACUCCACGACAGACUGAGAUCCGCACGGAGCUGCUUGUUUUUUUUUUUUAUUAUUUAUUUCUUUCAUUUUUUUUCUCCCACCCAGUUCUCAGCCCGCAGUGAGUUUGUGUGAUCGGAAGAAGUUAAUGCACGAGACCAUUUUUUAUUUUGUUACGCUCGUUUUCUCAGCGGACAAACAUGACCAGCGGCGCGUAAAAGAGAUUAAAGAAGAACAAAAAAGACACUUCCUCACUCCUGCGUGGGAGCUACACUGUAACCAACCCACAGCCACGAUCUCUCUCUCUCUCUGUCUGUCUGCCUGUCUGUCAUCCUGCUGAAGAACUGAGGGAAACGCUGCUCCCGCUGCUGCCGCCGCUGCUGGCUUUGAUUUCCUCCCGUUGCACCGGUUUCCUCUCGUCAUUUUGUCCGCUAUUUUGAUCUCUGCAUGAAAAGUCAAGCGGAAAGUCUUGCAGCAGCAUGCCGAGGAGAAAGCAGCAAGCACCGCGGCGGUCAUCAGGUGGAGGGAGUGCAACCCGCGCCCGAUCAAACGGGGUCAUUCAGAGUUCACCACCUCCAGCUUAUGGACCCGAGGAUGAAUUCACAUUGGACAAAAUUGAUGAAGAGGAACAUCUGCUGGAUGACGGCCUCUCUCUGGAUGGUCAAGAUGCAGAUUAUCUGUUCAAUGAGGAUGAGGAUGGAAGAGAUCAUUACAGCUGCCAGAACUCUCCAUUCAGCAAUGGCACAAACCCAGACGCUGGGUAUGCCUCCCCACUCAGCACAACCAGUGACCAACUGGUGGACCUUAAAACCUCUUCCUCCUUCAGUGAUGGUCAGGACAAGGUAGUGGAGAAAGUAGAGGAGAGCACAGAGUCCAUCAAUGGCCUCUCGCUGCAGGACAGUCUGGCAAAAAUGAAAGCCGUCUAUGCAAACCUGAUCUCAGAUGCCUCCUGGUCCAGCAUUGCUCUGGAUAUGCUUAAAACUAAGCAAGGGAAUCUUGCAGCUAGCAACGGCAAUGGGGGCAGUCACAAAGGGAGCAAUGGGUUCCUGAAUAGUCCGAGCACAGGGGAUGUCCAUGUGAAAAGCAGAUGUAGCAGUAGCAAUGCCUCAGCCACUACUAAUACCACCAGCAGUACCACCACAAGGACGGUGACAAGCAGCAGCAAUAGUGGCACUAUUGUAAGUUCUGGCAGCACAGGGGGGUUAGCAUAUGAUUGGCACCAGGCAGCAUUGGCCAAAACCCUCCAGCAUACCCCAUACCAACUCCUUCCUGAGCCUAGCCUUUUCAGCACCGUGCAGCUUUACAGACAAAACAAUAAACUCUAUGGCCCCGUGUUUACCGGUGCCAGCAAGUUCAGGUGCAAGGACUGCAGUGCAGCCUAUGACACUUUGGUCGGCCUGACAGUACAUAUGAAUGAAACAGGCCAUUACCGUGAUGACAACAAGGAUACCGAGAAUGAUAGAAGCAAGACGUGGUCCAAGCCACGCAAGCGGUCCCUGUUAGAGAUGGAAGGCAAAGAAGAUGCCCAGAAAGUCCUUAAAUGCAUGUACUGUGGCCACUCUUUUGAAUCCUUGCAAGACCUUAGUGUCCACAUGAUCAAAACAAAACACUAUCAGAAAGUGCCUCUAAAAGAACCAAUGCCAGCCCUCACCUCAAAGCUGGUUCCCCCAACCAAAAAAAGAGCAUUUCAAGACUUAAUGUCCCCAAGUUCGCCAGAGUCUGUGUCAUCUGGCAUACUCCUGGGAGAUUCCUCCAAAGACCAAAAAAUGGCCAAUCCCUAUGUCACUCCUAACAAUCGAUAUGGUUACCAAAAUGGCGCCAGCUACACUUGGCAGUUUGAGGCACGUAAGGCACAAAUUCUUAAAUGCAUGGAAUGUGGCAGUUCACACGAUACCUUGCAACAACUGACUGCCCACAUGAUGGUCACCGGACAUUUUCUCAAAGUCACAAACUCAGCUUCUAAAAAGGGUAAGCAGUUGGUAUUUGAUCCCAUCACUGAGGAGAAAAUCCAGUCAAUUCCUCUGCCACCAAGUACCACACGACUCCCAGCUCCAAAUGGGAAGUCGCAGACUGAUUCGCCAAUGCACCCCUGUAGCCCAGAGGAGAGGAAUGAAGAAAGGAGAGAUGGAGAGAUGGUUGAAGAGAAAGUGGAACAUAGGGAACCAGAGAAAAAAAUCAAAGAGGAGAAAGAAGAUCCCUCUGAAAAGCCUGAAAAACCAGGAAAGGCUAGAUCUUACCAAUAUCUGACUGAAGAAGACUUGGAAGAGACGCCUAAAGGUGGCCUGGACAUUCUUAAGUCUUUAGAGAACACAGUUUCAAGUGCAAUCAGCAAGGCCCAAACAGGUACACCCACCUGGGGCGGAUACACGAGCAUUCAUGCUGCCUAUCAGCUCCAUGGAUCUUUGAAGUCGAGCUUGUCCUCCUGUGCACAGGUCCAGCCUUUGUUCAGCAGCAACAAUUUGAAGGCACUGUCCUCUGAGUUAGGUACCCUGAUCCAUUCACCAGGGAGCCCCUCACCACCUCCAUGUCACAGAAGCAACGUAUUGGCCAUGGAGGAAUUAGUAGAAAAGGUGACGGGGAAAAGUUCAGUGAAGACUGAAAAAGAGGAAAAACCUGUAGAAAACAAGUGCAGGCCCACAAAGUCACCAUUGCCAAAUCCUAAGGAUAAACUUCCUUCACACAGUACAGAGAAUCUCUCAAAGGUUAUGAAAGAGUCCGCAGCAGAGGGCCAUACAGAAUCGAAAGGCAAAGACGGAGAGCGGAUAGAAAGCAAACUAGAGAGACGCAUUAAGAGUGAAGUAGAUUCCCCAAAAAGGCUUGUUAGUAAUGGCUGCAAUAACCUGAGCAUCAUCACUGAUCACUCACCUGAACAACCACUUGUGAACCCUCUCAGUGCUUUGCAGUCGAUCAUGAACAACCAUUUGGGGAAAGCUUCCAAAGUGUCCACACCAUUCAUAGACCCCUUUGCUGUGCUUCAUAAGAUCAACAGCAACUCUCCUCAAAGCAAGUCAGCAGAACCUGAGCAUCAGUACCACCACAACAACAACAACAACAACAACGAUGAUGAUGACGAUCAGCCCAUGGACUUGACUAAAUCCAAAAACAUUAAUGGCAGCACAGCAAAGGGUACUUUUACGACACCAAACACCAACAAUAGCAGCAUUAACAACAGCAAACCGACCUUCCGAGCGUUCUCUCAGUCGUCUUCUCCACCUCUGCGGGAGAAUGCUCUGAUGGAUAUUUCAGACAUGGUGAAAAAUCUGACUGGUCGUUUGACGCCAAAGUCUACCACCCCGUCCUCCGUCUCUGAGAAAUCAGACAUCGACAGCUGUAGUUUUGAGGACGGCAUGGAGGAGCUGUCUCCCAUCCAAAGACGAAAGGGUAGACAGUCAAACUGGAAUCCUCAACAUCUCCUGAUUCUUCAGGCCCAGUUUGCCUCCAGUCUUCGGGAGACUCCUGAGGGGAAGUUUGUAAUUACUGACUUGGGGCCCCAGGAACGGGUCCACAUCUGUAAAUUCACUGGUCUCUCCAUGACUACUAUCUCUCAUUGGCUGGCCAAUGUAAAAUAUCAAUUGAAACGGACAGGAGGAACAAAGUUCCUCAAAAAUAUUGACUCUGGCCAGCCUUUGUUUUUGUGCAGUGACUGUGCAUCCCAGUUCAGAACUCCCAACGCCUACAUUCAUCAUUUGGAGUCCCAUCUUGGGUUUACCCUGAAGGACCUUGCCAAGCUUUCCAUAGACUUAUUAGAGCAGCAAGGGGUUGGCAGAAUAGAUGACAAGUCUUUCGGUUCUUCUGGACUCUUAGAAGAAGAUGCCGGCUCAAUUUACCAGUGCAAACUGUGUAAUCGGACAUUUCUAAGCAAACAUGCAAUCAAAUUGCACCUUUGCAAAACACACGGAAAGUCACCGGAGGACCAUCUCAUCUUUGUAAAGGAGCUGGAAAAGUUUGACAAACAAUAAAGUCAGAUUUAGCCUGGCAGCAUGACGGACUAUCAUUGCACUAUAGCUCUACGCCACAAUCUGUCAUAACAGAUAGUGCCACAGCUGCAUUGACCACUGAUGGGACACGCGUUAUGGCGACAACACGGUAGCUUUAAAGAUCCAGUGUAAAGAAUUAGUGACGUCGAAUUGUGAGACUGCAGAUCAUAACAAACGCAAGACUCCGCCACUCACCCGUCUUUUUCCAAAGCAUGUCAGGGAGCUACGGUGGCCUUCACAUACCAGAAAGGAUAUUCUUCUUUUGUGUCCACUUCAAAAAUGCAAAACUGGUUGGAUAAGAUGGCGGCCUCUGUAAACCAAGGCCCUUGCCUAAAGUACAUACUGUAUACA
Molecule: messenger RNA, 4983 nt
Organism: Solea senegalensis (Senegalese sole)
Lineage: Eukaryota; Metazoa; Chordata; Actinopteri; Pleuronectiformes; Soleidae
Product: teashirt homolog 1-like
Exons: 4
Coding region: 1135-4614 (1159 amino acids)
Biological process (GO): regulation of transcription by RNA polymerase II
Cellular component (GO): nucleus
Molecular function (GO): DNA binding; DNA-binding transcription factor activity, RNA polymerase II-specific
Source: RefSeq, a predicted model, not a curated record